UUUCCUGGAGAGGGGGUGAUGCUGUUCUCUGUUCACUGGAAAUGUAUUGACUGAGGAUCCAACUCUCAGCCUUCCAGCUGGAGCCUGCCGCUGCUCUGCUCACUGCACGGGGUUUAAACCAGGACACUAACACACCUGACGGCUGAGCUCCUUCUGGUCACUGCCUCACUGACCACUAACCAUGAGGGUCUUCCUCCUGCUGUGCCUGCUGGUGGUAGGCAACGCCAAACCCUACCAUCCAAUCAACAUCAUGGAUUUCAUGAAAAACUAUGACAUCAUGAUGGCUGAUUCAAGUGACGACGACAACGACGACAACGACGACGAUGAGGGCCACAGUGAUGAAGAUGAUGAUGACGAUUUAGAUGAUGAAGACGAGAACUGUCCUGCUAGUUGCCAUUGUUCACCCAGAGUGAUGCAGUGCUCCGACCAGGGUCUGAUCUCCAUUCCUGAGAAGAUCCCUGAAGACACUGUGAUGAUCGACCUUCAAAACAAUGAUAUCACUGAGAUCAAGGAGGACGAUUUUAAAGGCCUCCACAAACUCUAUGGCCUGUUCCUCAUCAACAACAAGAUCUCCAAGAUUCACCCCAAGGCCUUCAGAAACAUGGACCAUCUCCGACUGCUGUAUCUGUCCUACAACCUGCUGACGGAGAUCCCUGCCAACCUGCCUCCCAACGUCAUCGAGCUCCGCUUCCACUCAAACAAGAUCAACAGAGUCCAGAAGGACGCAUUCAAAGGCCUGAGGAAACUCCACGUGCUGGAGCUGGGUGCCAACCCUCUGGCCAACAGUGGGAUGGAGCUGGGAGCUUUUAAUGGCCUGUCGACUCUGUACCUCGGAGUCGCAGAGGCUAAGCUAACUGCCGUACCCAAAGACUUCCCGACGUCCAUCACAGAGAUGAGCCUGGACUACAACAAGAUCGCUAAGGUGGAGGUAGAAGACUUCAUCAGAUAUAAAAACCUGCAGAGGCUAGGACUUGCUUUUAACCAGAUCAAGUCUGUGGAGAACGGCAGCUUCGUCAGCAUCCCAAACGUCCGCGAGAUGCACCUAGACAACAACCGUCUGAGGAAGGUCCCCCCCGGCCUCGGCUCCCUGCGCUACCUCCAGGUGAUUUUCCUCCAUGGCAACAAAAUCAACAGUGUGGGAGUCAACGACUUCUGUCCCGUCACGUCCGGUGUCAAGAAGAACCUGUACACGGGCAUCAGUCUGUUCGCCAACCCUGUCAAGUACUGGGACAUCCAGCCGGCGACCUUCCGCUGCGUGACCGGGCGGAGGGGCGUGCAGCUCGGAAACUUCAGAAAGAAGUAGAGAGCGAAAAACGAGGAGUUCCGGGGGAAAUAGAAAAUGGAGAACUGCCAAUAUCCUUGUUACAGUAUAAGGAACAAACUGGAAAUAAUUUUGAUAAAUCAACAAAAAAAAGAAAAGAUGAAUCUGUACAUUUAAGUGUUUAAGCUCAUUAUGAUAGUUCUCAGCCAGGUGGAGAAAACUAAAGCAAAACUCUAGUCCGGCUGAUGCUGCUGAUAAUGUGUAAAAUAACUAAAACUAGAAACUAGGCCCAAAGUUCCCCUUAAAUUCAAUAAAGCUGCACCAAAUUUCACAAAAUCAUAUCCACUCUCUAAAUAUGCUUAAUUGGUUUAAAAAUUGAUUCAAGGAAAUUGUAAACAAACAAUCUAGUCAUGUUUAAAAAAGUUAGAAAAUCUGCAUCGGCUGCUUUGUUCAGAUUCAUGGAAAAGUUGAAUGAAUCGUUGCACCAUUUGUGGAAAUCUGUUCAGUAGUUUUUUCAUAAUCCUGCCGACAAACAAACAUAACGUCCUUGGUGGAGAUUAUUAAUCCGUUUUUCUUUGUAUCUCAACUUUUUCUGGGUAAACUUUACUUGGGGUAGAGCGCCUCCCCCUGGUCAUUUUGAGUAACACCACCCAAUAACUUGAGUAGUGUUACAUUCUUUGUACCUUUUUCAAUGAAAACAAACGUUUUAAUUGUUUUCUUUCAAUGUCGAAAUCAAAACAACUUUUAAUAGGAUACAGCUAUGUAUAAAGAUUUAAGUUGUUUUCAUAUCAAGAAACAAAAUAUACCUUUUCUCUCUUAUGUCAUUUCUUUACAUCGAGUAUUAUAUUGUCGCCAUUUUUUUUAAAGUUGAGACAAUAGAAUUAUCAUAGAGAAUUCACUUUAGCCUAAAAACCACAGUUUCUGGUGUUAUCUAGUGUAACAUGUCACUUUAAAGCCCUGUGUCUUUCUCCAUGUCGAUGUUUUUCAUUAUCUCACUGCAUGUCUGUAUUGUCUUAAUUUAGAAACUGAAAUUAUACAUUGUCCUUGAUGUAAAGGUUUUCCUCUGCAGGGCUGGGGAUUAAUCUGUAAUCUGAAAUUUACCCCUUGAAUUCAGUUUGUUUUAAUAAUCGAUAGCAACCAAAAUACCACCACAGUUGAUUAUUAGCAGGUAAUGAUCGUUUAAGAGCAUCUUCCUUAUAAACUUGUCCCUGUUUAUUCCAAUGUGCUAUCCUCCACAAUGGUGCUAUAUUUAUUUAGUCUGUCUUUAAAUAAACCUGGAUCACCUCCCAA
This is a messenger RNA of Pleuronectes platessa (European plaice), 2551 nucleotides long. It is a transcript of the gene aspn, whose product is annotated as asporin (LRR class 1). Gene Ontology annotation, molecular function: protein binding. The transcript is spliced from 8 exons. Bases 182 to 1303 code for a protein of 373 amino acids. The record is from RefSeq and is a predicted model, not a curated record. Lineage: Eukaryota; Metazoa; Chordata; Actinopteri; Pleuronectiformes; Pleuronectidae.